AUGCCAUACCUAGUCCGUGCAUACCGCGUGAAUAUUGUCCUCGACACUGUAUACAUGAGCUUGGUACCAAGACUGACAUACCAGUACUUCCAGCUGAACAACUGCAUUUACUUCUUCCUUCCUUUCGCCCACAUUUGCUCGAUCCGGUGGUAUCUCCGAGUCAUCAUGAUCAUACCUGCUGCUCCCUUCCAUUGA
Sodiomyces alkalinus F11 is the source of this 195-nucleotide messenger RNA. RefSeq lists its product as hypothetical. Bases 1 to 195 code for a protein of 64 amino acids. The transcript has 3 exons. Lineage: Eukaryota; Fungi; Ascomycota; Sordariomycetes; Glomerellales; Plectosphaerellaceae. The record is from RefSeq and is a predicted model, not a curated record.